AUGGCUUCAAGAAAGAAGGUUUUACUGAAGGUUAUUAUCCUAGGCGAUAGCGGUGUGGGAAAGACGAGUUUGAUGAAUCAAUAUGUCAAUAAGAAGUUCAGUGCAAGCUACAAAGCGACUAUUGGGGCGGAUUUCUUGACGAAGGAGGUUCUGGUUGAUGAUCGAUUAGUUACUAUGCAGCUUUGGGAUACAGCAGGUCAAGAACGGUUUCAAUCGUUAGGGGUCGCAUUUUACAGAGGAGCGGAUUGCUGUGUCCUUGUCUACGAUGUCAACAAUUCAAAAAGUUUCGACACAUUGGAUAGCUGGAGGGAUGAAUUCUUGAUUCAGGCCUCGCCCAGAGAUCCAGAAAGCUUUCCAUUUGUCGUUCUAGGCAACAAGAUUGAUGUUGAGGAGAACAAGAGAGUUAUCUCUUCAAAACGGGCCAUGACUUUCUGCACUUCAAAAGGCAAUAUUCCAUACUUCGAGACAAGUGCAAAGGAGGCCAUCAAUGUUGAGCAAGCCUUCGAAGUCAUCGCUAGAAAUGCGCUAGCACAGGAGGAAUCGGAAGAAUAUAAUGGAGAUUACUCGGAUCCAAUCAACAUCCAUAUCGAGAAUGAUAGAGACGGCUGUGCUUGUUAA
This is a messenger RNA of Sclerotinia sclerotiorum 1980 UF-70, 618 nucleotides long. RefSeq lists its product as hypothetical. The transcript has 7 exons. Gene Ontology annotation, biological process: regulation of vacuole fusion, non-autophagic. Lineage: Eukaryota; Fungi; Ascomycota; Leotiomycetes; Helotiales; Sclerotiniaceae. Gene Ontology annotation, molecular function: GTPase activity; GTP binding. Gene Ontology annotation, cellular component: vacuole; phagocytic vesicle; fungal-type vacuole membrane. The record is from RefSeq and is a predicted model, not a curated record. Bases 1 to 618 code for a protein of 205 amino acids.